CCGUCCGUGCCUUGGCAGUGCUGCGGCGGCGGCGCUGAGCCCGUCCGUCCGUCCGUCCGGCCCCGACCCCGGGCCUGAGGCCCCGACCGCCGAGGGAGGCUAAGAGCAGGGAUUGCUGAAGAGAGAGGAAAAGUGGAAAAUGGGGAUGGAAAAAUAUGGAUGAUGAAAUCUAGAUCAAGUCUUUUUUAUAGAGCUUGACAGCUGGAGGCAGGUCCUUGGAAAACCACGUGACAGUGCAUCAUGAGUGACAGUAAAUGUGAUAGUCAGUUUUACAGUGUGCAAGUGGCGGAUUCAACCUUCACGGUGUUAAAACGCUACCAGCAAUUGAAGCCAAUAGGAUCAGGAGCACAGGGCAUUGUUUGUGCUGCAUUUGAUACCGUCCUUGGAAUCAAUGUGGCGGUAAAGAAACUGAGUCGUCCCUUUCAGAAUCAAACUCAUGCCAAGCGAGCUUAUCGAGAACUUGUUCUGUUAAAAUGUGUCAAUCAUAAAAAUAUAAUUAGUUUGUUGAAUGUGUUUACACCACAAAAAUCUCUAGAAGAAUUUCAAGAUGUGUAUUUGGUUAUGGAAUUGAUGGAUGCUAACUUGUGCCAGGUUAUUCAUAUGGAAUUGGACCAUGAAAGAAUGUCUUACCUUCUUUAUCAGAUGCUUUGUGGAAUUAAACAUCUCCAUUCAGCCGGGAUCAUCCACAGAGAUUUAAAACCCAGCAACAUAGUAGUAAAAUCAGACUGCACUCUCAAGAUCCUUGAUUUUGGCCUGGCCAGGACAGCAUGUACGAAUUUUAUGAUGACUCCAUAUGUAGUAACGAGAUAUUACCGAGCACCAGAAGUUAUCCUUGGAAUGGGCUACAAAGAAAACGUUGAUAUCUGGUCAGUGGGGUGCAUCAUGGGAGAACUGGUGAAAGGUUGUGUGAUAUUCCAAGGCACUGAUCAUAUUGAUCAGUGGAAUAAAGUUAUUGAACAAUUAGGGACACCAUCAACCGACUUCAUGAAGAAGCUACAGCCUACUGUGAGGAAUUAUGUAGAAAACAGACCCAAAUAUCCUGGUAUCAAAUUUGAAGAGCUUUUCCCAGAUUGGAUAUUCCCAUCAGAAUCGGAAAGAGACAAAUUGAAAACCAGUCAAGCUAGAGAUUUGUUAUCCAAAAUGUUAGUAAUAGAUCCCGACAAGCGAAUCUCUGUAGAUGAAGCCUUACGGCAUCCAUAUAUAACGGUCUGGUAUGAUCCUGCUGAAGCAGAAGCACCACCACCUCAAAUCUAUGAUGCCCAGUUGGAGGAAAGAGAGCAUGCUAUUGAAGAAUGGAAAGAAUUAAUAUACAAAGAAGUAAUGGACUGGGAAGAAAGAAGCAAGAAUGGUGUGUUAAAAGAUCAAUCUUCAGAUGCAGCAGUGAAUAGCAACACCACCCCGUCCCAGUCAUCCUCUAUCAAUGACAUUUCGUCCAUGUCAACAGAGCAGACAUUGGCAUCCGACACGGACAGCAGCCUCGACGCCUUGACAGGACCCCUGGAAGGUUGUCGAUGAUCCGUUAGACAUUGCAGACUUAAAGUUAGAAAAAGGACUCUUGCUUCCUUUGGGCCUGAAUCGCUUGUAAGUUAAUGGAAACCGAGUAGAGAAACUCUGUGUCCUGCAUGUCCUAGUAACGCAAUGCCUAUGCUCUUACUCAGUCGUAAUACGAUUGCCCGCUUAAUGUUGUAGAAUGAAAGCAAAGUCUAAAAAAAAAAAAAAAAAACCACAGCAACAAAGACCUGUCGCGAACCCUUUCAUUUGAGCUUAUUUCAGGUGAGCAGUUCCAGUAGAUGACAAAGUAACCGGUCCCGGAGACCACAGUAGCCAGCAUGGGGGGUUUCUGUCUGGCCAACCUCUGAAUCAUCCACAUCUGAGUCCAGAAGUUUGCGGUGUUUUACUUGGUAGGUUCACUUUCCCGGAUUCUCCUCUUUAGGGAUUCAGAGAUCAUGUGUCUUUCCAGAUUGUGCUUUGAGAAACUUUGCAAGCCACAUAAAUACAAGCAUCCAUUAGAGCAUGCUUCACCGAAUGUAUUUGGCUCUUGGGCUUCGGAAAUAUUUAAAUUUGUUUUGAUGCACGACUCAAUUUUGUCUUUAUGGGGCUCUCCAAUAUUUUGGCUGAGGGUAAAAUAUCUUAAUACAUACAUACGUAUAACUUGUAUGUUCUUCAUUAUCAAACCAAAGCAUUUGCAGAGGCCCUACUUUAGAUCCUCUUCUAAAUUCUUUUAGUUCUUGGAUGACUCAGAAUUGGAGAGGUAACAUGCUAAAAACGAAUUCUGCUACCCACAAUCUCAUCUGUGUCCCAUUUAUCAAAAUUCUGCCUCGAUUUCCAUACUUUGUCCAGUUUUUAUUAGUUCUCACACUUAAAACCAGCAGCCCUCUUUGAAAACUGUUGUUCAUCAAAGUAUCCUGGGACUUGACAGGUUAAUCAGUUGACGUAUUUCUAACAGUGGGACCUGAUAUAGAGAUUUUUAUAUCCACCUAUCACUGCCAAUGCCGGAAAUCCAUUUACAAAUAUCUUAUUUUUCCGGUAAAGCUGGACAGACUUUUUUUCCCAUCUGAAAUUAGUGGUGAACUCAAAUGAAAUUCUAGAUUAUUAGUCCAGGUUCAUCCUAUUUCUUGAGUUGCAGACUGUGGUGACCAGAUUAAAUACCAGUCUGUUUUUUUA
This is a messenger RNA of Tachyglossus aculeatus (Australian echidna), 2664 nucleotides long. RefSeq names its product mitogen-activated protein kinase 9 (gene MAPK9). Gene Ontology annotation, biological process: protein phosphorylation; JNK cascade. The coding region runs from base 241 to 1515 and encodes 424 amino acids. Gene Ontology annotation, cellular component: cytoplasm; nucleus. The transcript has 13 exons. Gene Ontology annotation, molecular function: JUN kinase activity; ATP binding. The record is from RefSeq and is a predicted model, not a curated record. Lineage: Eukaryota; Metazoa; Chordata; Mammalia; Monotremata; Tachyglossidae.